CCGGCAAUAGCAUUAGGAAGCAAUGUCUCGUUUUCAAUUCCUCUGUCACAGCUGGGUGGGGGGUUGGGCGUCAUGAGGUAAUCCCCCUCAGGGUUAGACAAAACAACCCACAUCCACAAUCAGGCCGUCCCCUUACAGAGGAAAACCUGAUGCUGUGAAACCCGGGUGUUAGUUAGUGGGACCCUACUGUUGACCACUCACUGUUUCUAUUCCUAGCUUUUACUUUCUCUUCACUUUUUCCUAACAGUAGAGAUAAUUCAAAAUUAAUGGAUUGUCAUUUGCGGUUAUUUGAGGAUAUGGGAUUAUGACGUUUGAAAAUGCUUAUUUAAUCUUGGAACGAAUCCCUAGAUGAUAUAAAGCUUGUUUGGUUGGAAGUACGCAUCUGUUGUGCUGUGCUACAUCAGGUCUAUUUUACAUACGUGUUUGAGAUUAAUUAAAGCAGGUUUGGUUAGAGGUCCAGUAGUGUGCUGCAGAUCUGUUUUGUGGAUGUGUUUGAGAGAUGGAUGCUCAUUCUGUCCAGUUCUGCCUACCACAGAGCCACAGUGACUCUGGGCUUCAUAUGACUGGAUGCAAAAUCAGUGAACAGAGUAUAUGUCAAGCCCGAGCCUCUGUGAUGAUCUAUGAUGACACCAGCAAAAAAUGGGUGCCAGUCAAACCGGGCCAGCAGGGCUUCAGCCGCAUCAACAUCUACCACAACACUGUCAACAACAGCUUCCGUGUGGUGGGAGUCAAACUGCAGGACCAGCAGGUCGUUAUAAACUACUCCAUUGUGAAAGGUCUGAAAUAUAACCAGGCCACGCCAACUUUCCACCAAUGGCGUGAUGCGCGGCAAGUUUACGGGCUGAAUUUUGCCAGCAAAGAGGAGGCCACCACCUUCUCCACUGCCAUGCUGUUUGCGCUCAAUGUCCUGAGCUCUCAGGAUGCAGGUCCAGGAGCACAUCGUCAGAAUGGACCGGUGACAGAUGAUGCCGAGGCUCAGAGGAGGCAAAUGAUGGACCAGCAUCAGAUGCAGAUGGAAAGAGAACGACGAACAUCUGGCUCUGCAGUCUCCACCCUUCAGUUUAAAGUAUCAGCGUCCGCCUCUCAGUCCGAAACCACUCUGCAUGACCACAGACAGUAUCGGGCUAACACUCUUCCCCCUUCCUAUGCUCACAUUAACCCCACGCAACCCUCCUCCCACACCUCCUCUUCCUCCCAGGAACGAGAGAGUGGCUACCGCACUGUGGACUCCCCUCAAAAAAAGGCACAGCAGCUUUCCCAGCUUUCCACCUCUCUGGCUUCUGCUUUCUCCCCCGUGCAGCCGGGUGUCACCCCUCCACCUCGCAACGUCAAGCAAAUCCCUCUUUCCCCUCCAACAGCCCCCCAGGACCCCAAACAUGCCACAUGGUCCUCCACCCACAUGUACGCUCCAUUACCCACAGCAUCGCCACCCGUCAUAAUGGCGGUGCCAGUCAAACAACCUGCCCUGCCUGUCGCCCUCCCCUUGCCACCCCUAAACAAUGGCCCAAACUGUGGCCCCAAAGCUCCCGCUAACACAUCCCACUUGGAGCCUGUAACACACCACCAACAGUUGUCCAGUGGCCCGGCAGAGGAGUACUGCCCGUACCAAAACCCUCCUAUGCAGGUCACCUCUGGAGCUCCGUUGCACCCACAUUAUCCCAUACAAGGAUCAUCUUGCCCCCUGCCCCUUCUCAUUGGCCAGCCCAUCCAAGGCCCUGCCCUCCACCAGCAGCAGCUAUACCAGGCCACGCCCCAAUUCAACACCACACCCACCACUCACUCUACUCUGUGCGAGGGGGCAACGCCCAAGACGUCUCCCUCGCCUGUUUAUCAGAACGCCUCAGCGUCCAGCAGUCCUCCCGUUCCACCGGGUCAUCCCUCCAUGAUCUCAUCCACCCCUCCUGUUCAGCCCACUACCUCAGCAUCCAUGGCGGGUCCACCGGCCCCUCCGCCCCCUCCUGGGCCUCCCCCACCCGGGCCGCCACCACCCGGGCCGCCACCACCCACCACAGGACCCCCUCCUGCCCCGCCUCCACUGCCGGCUGGUGGAGGUCCUGCUUCGUCAGGUCUAGCUGCAGCUCUAGCUGGUGCCAAGCUGCGAAAAGUGCAGCGGCCAGAGGAAAGCAGUAGCAAGAAUGAUGCCAAUCGCUCCAGUGGAGGCAGUGGAGGUGGUGGAGAGGGUCUCAUGCAGGAGAUGAAUGCCCUUUUAGCACGAAGGAGGAAGGCUUCAGAGAAACCAGAAGACAGUCAAAAUGAGGAGUCUAAUGGAUCCCCUUCAUCAUCUUCUCGUGGACAAAAUUCAGGUGAUCCUGUGAAGAAGCCAUGGGAACGAGCCAACUCUGCAGAUAAGUCUUCAGCUGUGUCAAGGGCAAAACCAAUCGGAAGCACCAGUGAUGCUGAGUCAUUUGACUUUGACAGAAUGAAACAGGAGAUCUUGGAGGAGGUUGUGCGGGAAUUGCAGAAAGUUAAGGAAGAAAUUAUUGAUGCCAUUAGAAAGGAACUGCUGAGAAUUGGCUCCACAUAGUCUUAAGAAAGGUCAACGACGACGACUGAUAAUGACUGAAGGUUUGGGAAAGUACAUGGAAACGUUCUCGCAGCAUGUCUGCAACAGUAUGGAUAAUUCAGUUGCAGAAAUGUUGUGCAGAUACAAGGCAUCAUUGAGAAGGACAAGUGAAAGCUGAGGAACAGAAGGAAUUGGAGUGAAUGAAUGAUUGUGUGUAUGGAUGAGUGAAUGAACGAGCAGGUGGAAAUAUAGACCUUCACACUGAAUUUUCUAUUUCCUCCAGUAUGAACGUUGAGACAGUCCACUGUGCAGCUUGCUGCUCUCGCUCUUUCAAGUCUUAAGGUCAUCAAGUUGAAGAUAUUUUUGUUUUCUAAGUUUAUAUUGUUUCAUUGGUCAUUGUUAUUGUUAAGAAUUGUAUUAUAUUAAAUGAGAGAGAUACAAAGUUGCACGACAGUUAUUGUCAGCCUUUUAUAUUUUAUAUUACUGAUCUUAUUCUUUGGUUUUAAUAAGUAUGAACAGUACACAUUUGUGCUAAACUGUCAACAGUCUACUAUAGUUGAAACGGUUUGAGACUUUUUCUUUUGGUUUUGUUUUUUUGGCCAAUGCAGAAGUUCAGUAGAACUUUAUUUUAAACUGAUUUGGAGGCAUGAUGGUAAAUAUAGACGCUCUUUUAAUGGGCUCAAGAGAUGGACAUGGAAAUAUAUACGUAUAUAUACACACACACACACACAACGCGAGAUGAAUUAUUGAAAGUGGCUUAAAGCAUUGGGUGAAUUGUUAGAACAUACAAUGUAUUCUGAUUUAAUUAGGUUGAUCCUGAUUUUAAAAGUUGAUGUUGAUAUUUCACAGAAAUUACAAUUAAAUUAAAGAUGUUGAGAGUGUGAGAUUGAUGGAAUUAAAAGAACUUUAAAAGCUUUUCCCCCUUUUAAA
Molecule: messenger RNA, 3433 nt
Organism: Cyprinus carpio (common carp)
Lineage: Eukaryota; Metazoa; Chordata; Actinopteri; Cypriniformes; Cyprinidae
Gene: evla
Product: Enah/Vasp-like a
Exons: 14
Coding region: 500-2524 (674 amino acids)
Biological process (GO): positive regulation of actin filament polymerization; protein homotetramerization; actin polymerization or depolymerization
Cellular component (GO): cytoskeleton
Molecular function (GO): actin binding; SH3 domain binding; profilin binding
Source: RefSeq, a predicted model, not a curated record